Messenger RNA from Strongylus vulgaris, 501 nucleotides. NCBI's taxonomy places the organism in Eukaryota, Metazoa, Nematoda, Chromadorea, Rhabditida, Strongylidae. The record is from the annotation of a GenBank genome assembly.
AUGGCGGCUGUUGUGAACGUAUAUGCAACGUCCGCGACGACGGAAAAUCUAUCUAGACAUGAGAUGCUUAUGUGGGUAAACGACUGCUUACAAAGUAAUUUUACGAAAAUCGAACAGUUACACACUGGAGCCGGAUAUGCGCAGUUCACCGAUUUUCUUUUUCCUGGAUCGAUUCCAUUGCGAAAGGUAAAGUGGAAUUCCAAUCUCGAGCUUGACUGGCUUGGGAACUGGAAAAUCGUGCAAACUUCAUGGAAGACCUUAGGUGUUGAGAAGAUUGUGCCUGUGGAUAAGCUUAUCAAGGGAAAAUUCCAGGACAAUUUCGAAUUUUUGCAAUGGUUCAAAAAAUUCUUUGACGCGAAUUACGAUGGGCACGAGUACAAUCCAUUAGAUGCUCGCGGAGGAGAACCAUUGCCUGCAGAAAUACCGGGGCCUGGUGGAAAACCUGCCACGGCGUCGAAAAUGCAGAUGCCAACACGAACGAAUAGUGCUGGAGUAACGUAA